CGUUCAAAGACCGAUCGUACCGACGGUUAUACUACCGCGAACUUGGCUAUUGGCUUGCCAAGUUACAGAUGUAACUAGCCGGUCGACGUCUCCAACUUGGAGCUCACAACCUUUCCCCUCACUGCGCCAUUCGGUAUUUUCACCCGAGAUGAGCGGGCAUCUAAGAUGCAGAAGCAACAUUCUUUUUGAACUGCUGCUUCAUGCAAGUAUCUGACGUUGUGACGCUUCCUCCAACUUGCGUGGGUACGGUUACUUGACUGACAUCACAGGAUCCUAAUUAACCGCGCCAACACCGGCGCUCCUCGAGUCCGAGAUGAUGGCAGAGCACCCACCCAUGUCACUACUCACUUGGCGGGGAGUAACAUGGCACUAAUAUUUUUCCAGCAAGAUACUAAAAGAGGACAUGUCCACACUUUGUGGAUAGAGGUAGCUUUGGCCCCAGGGCGCAAGUGAACAAGGAAAGUCUUCAGCACCAUGAAGCUAGCAUCAGCCUCCUCAGCGGUGGCUAUCUUUUUGGCAGUUGCCACCAAUGCCCAGUCCCCCGGUGCCAAUGGUACCUCGGAUGAGCCCAUAUACAAGAACCCGAAUGCAACUAUAGAUGACAGGGUUUCGGACCUCCUCAAGCGCAUGACUAUUGAGGACAAGACAGCCCAGCUUCUUCAAGGUGAUAUCCGUGACUACCUGAAUCUUACCGAUGCAUCUUUCAACGCGACCGGUCUUGAAUGGGUAGCCGGCAAGCGGGCAAAUUCGAUAUGGACUGGCCUCUACGCGACCCCUGAGACGGUAUCUCUGGGCGCCCGCCUGGCCCAAGACUACUUUGUCCACAACACGUCCCUGGGCAUACCGGCCUUUAUCCAGAGCGAGGGCAUCCACGGCUUCCUUGCCCUCAACGCCACGAUAUUCAACUCGCCGAUCGCCCACGGCUGCUCGUGGAAUCCAGAGCUGGUGGGCAAGAUGGCCCGAGCCAUCGCGCUCGAGUCCCGCGCCCUCGGGGUGAACCAAAUCUUUGCGCCCGUCGUCGACCUCGCGCGGGAGCUGCGGUUCGGCAGGGUCGAGGAGUGCUACAGCGAGGAUGCCUUCCUGGCGGGCGAGUACGGAUAUGCCUACGUCAAGGCCAUGCAGGCCGAGGGCGUCUGCGCCCAGGUCAAGCACUUUGCCGCCUUUGCGACCCCGGAACAGGGAGUCAACACGGCACCAGUCCACGGCGGGCCCCGCAUGCUCCGCACCACAUACCUGCCGGCCUUCAAGAGAGCCAUCAUCGAAGCCGACGCUUGGAGCGUCAUGUCGUCUUACAACUCGUACGAUGGCGUGCCGACCGUGGCGGACAAGUCUCUGCUCACGGGCAUCUUGAGGGACGAGUGGGACUACAAGUACUACGUGAUCUCGGACGCGGGUGGUACUGCUCGGCUGGCCAACGCUUUCCACGUCUGUGGUGCCGCCGACGAUGCCUGCAUCACCACCAAGACGCUGCCCGCUGGCAACGACGUCGAGAUGGGUGGCGGGCGGUAUAGUUUCGAGCACAUUCCUGAGCUGGUCGCCAAUGGCAGCCUCUCGGAAGAGGUUGUAGACCUGGCCGUUGCGCGCUCACUCAGGGCCAAGUUUGCUGCUGGUCUCUUCGAGCACCCGUACACCGGUGUUCCCGACGACGAGAUCCUUGACCACCUCAACACGGCGGAGCACAAACAGAUUGCUCGCGAUCUCGACGCCGAGAGCAUCGUCCUCCUGGAAAACCACAACAACACCCUUCCCCUCAAGAAGAAUGCCCGGGUGGCCGUGAUAGGGCCCAUGGCACACGGCUACGUCAACUACGGCGACUACGUCAUCCACACGGCCAUGGAGCGGGGCGUGACGCCCUUUGACGGCAUCAAGGCGCUGGUGGAGGAGGCGGGCGGCAGCGCGACCUUUUCGCAGGGCUGCGAGCGCUGGUCCAACGACGAGUCCGGGUUCGACGAGGCGGUUGCCGCCGCGACCGCUGCGGACGUCGCCGUCGUCGUGGUCGGGACCUGGUCGCGCGACCAGGACGAGCUCUGGCAGAACCUCAAUGCCACGACGGGCGAGCACAUCGACGUCCACAGCCUCGACCUGGUGGGCGCCAUGCCGCGGCUGGUGCGCGCCGUCAUCGACACGGGAAAGCCGACCGUCGUCGUCUUCAGCUCCGGCAAGCCCGUCACGGAGCCGUGGAUCUCGACCGAGGCCGCGGCGCUCGUGCAGAUGUUUUACCAGGGCGAGGAGGGCGGCCACGCGCUGGCGGACAUCUUGUUUGGCGACGUCAACCCCAGCGGCAAGCUCUCGGUUGCGUUUCCGCACGACGUCGGCACCACCCCGGUUUAUUACGACUAUCUCAACUCGGGGAGGCAAACGUCGCCCGGCAUGGUGCAUGCGAACGGGAGUAUGGAUUUUGGACAGCAGUAUGUCUUGUCGACGCCGAUGCCGCUCUAUGAGUUUGGCUAUGGCCUCUCCUACAGCAACUUUACCUACUCGGAUCUUAGCGUAUCCUCCUCGACGCCGUCGGCCAAGGACACUGUCACCGUCACCGUCAAGGUCACCAACAACUCUGAACGCGACGGCAAGGAGGUCGUCCAGGUGUACGUAAAAGACCUCUUGGCAAGCGUCGCGGUGCCCAACAUUCAGCUGCGAGGGUUCUGGAAGGGCACGGUCAAGGCCGGCCAGACGGAGACGGUCUCGAUAGAUCUACCAGUCGAGAAAUGGGGCUUGUGGGACUACGAGAUGAAGUACGUCGUCGAGCCGGGCGACUUUAGGAUCUUGAUCGGUGCGUCCAGUUUGGAUAUGCGGCUGAACACCACCGUGACUGUGGCGUAGGUCAAGACGAUUGGGGCUGGAAAGCGGCAUAAGCCGCAUGUGAUGCGGCAUGGCUUUUUUUUUAUGAGGGCCCAGCAUGCUUGCAAACUUGAGAAAAAGAAACGAUGAUAAUGCAAGGGUUGAAAAGCCGGGGAUUGUUUUUCUCCAUUGUCAAUGUCAUACCAGAUCUAGUGUAGAAUGGUGUUGAGAUCUGCUGUGGCAACGCUCAACAAACCAGACUAACAGAAACACCAGUCUGUGUAAUUGCGUCGUUUAAUCUUUGGAAUGCGUAGUGCGCAUCACUGGCUGAAAAAUGCCGGUUAUACGGCCCACGGAUGAAGGCAUACAAGUGGUAGUCUGAGAUGGUGACAACGCCAUGCCAAUAGAGUUAGCAUGUGAUAUCGCACGGCCCGUCAAUCAGGUUGAAAUGUAGGUGGUUUUGCUUGUGUACGAUGGACGUGACAGGUGCAAACAAAAUUGCCCCCCGGGGAAAUGUGUGGUUUUGCGGUUUGAUGUGACAAUUCCGUGAUGGAGA
Pyricularia oryzae 70-15 is the source of this 3334-nucleotide messenger RNA. RefSeq names its product periplasmic beta-glucosidase. The record is from RefSeq and is a predicted model, not a curated record. The transcript is spliced from 2 exons. The coding region runs from base 475 to 2820 and encodes 781 amino acids. NCBI's taxonomy places the organism in Eukaryota, Fungi, Ascomycota, Sordariomycetes, Magnaporthales, Pyriculariaceae. Gene Ontology annotation, molecular function: beta-glucosidase activity. Gene Ontology annotation, biological process: glucan catabolic process.